Molecule: messenger RNA, 597 nt
Organism: Rotaria socialis
Lineage: Eukaryota; Metazoa; Rotifera; Eurotatoria; Philodinida; Philodinidae
Source: the annotation of a GenBank genome assembly
AUGAUGAAUGACGAUGAAGCUCCUCCAUCAUUUCUUGUUCAACGUCGAUCAAAGAAAAAUCGUCAAACAAAAACUCAACUUGUUUUUGACGAACAAGCCCGAAAAGAUUAUCUUAAAGGUUUUCACAAGCGUAAAAUUGAACGACGUGAACGAGCACAAAAAGAUCUUGAAGAUGAAAUAAAAACUGAUUUGAAAAAUUUAAGACAAAAACGACGUGACGAAAUGAAAAAACGACACCAGGAAUUAGGUUUACUCGAUACUGUUGAAAAUAAUACAAAAAAACGAACGAUUGAACUAAAAGAUCAUACUAUUGAAAUAGCUGAAAUGGAUGAUCAAUUAAUUUCCAAUACAGGAUUAUAUAUGGGCAACAAUCAAAUCAAUAAUCCUGAAGCAAAUAAUGAUGAAGAAUCAACAACAAAAAAGAAAAAGAGUAAAACACCGUUAUCGAAAAAAAUGUCCAUACUACAAAAUUUGAAAGCGCCUGGCGGGUUGAAAAAAGGACAUAUUAAUAAACCAAAACCAAGACGUACAUCAACAAAAUUGGGUAAAAAGGGCGGAAUUCAAACGCCAUCGAAAAAGAAAAGAACCCGCCAAUAG